AUGAACGACACCCCAUGCAGUAGCGACAAUGACCACAUGGAAGAGAUUAAGAACAUCAGCAACAUCUUGCGGUGUUCCUCCUCAUCGUUGUUGUCACCACCGAAUAAUGACGACCAGCUCAUUAGACCGCUACUAGAGCAUUGGAGCCUUCUUGAGAAGGCAACACACCUGAGAUCGGGAGAGAGUGAGCGAGAGAGAGAGGGGGAGAGAUCAAGGGAGCGAGGGAAGGGGGAAUUGGGAGAGAGAUCUUGCACACAUUGGUAG
Triticum turgidum subsp. durum (durum wheat) is the source of this 264-nucleotide messenger RNA. The record is from the annotation of a GenBank genome assembly. NCBI's taxonomy places the organism in Eukaryota, Viridiplantae, Streptophyta, Magnoliopsida, Poales, Poaceae.